GUCAUCACGGCGACACGUGGAUGCAAGAUGGCGGCGGCGAUGGACUGGUUAUCGAGAGUCCUGCUGCUUCUCUCUCUCAUAUGCGAAAUGAGAGCCUUCUAUGUCCCUGGGGUUGCUCCAAUCAAUUUCCACCAGAAUGACCCUGUAGAAAUCAAGGCUGUGAAGCUCACCAGCUCUCGAACCCAGCUUCCUUAUGAAUACUACUCGCUGCCCUUCUGCCAGCCUACCAAAAUAACCUACAAGGCAGAGAAUCUGGGUUCUCAUGAAUAGCGAGAAGAAGUGUGAGGUUCUGUGCAGCCAGUCUAACAAGCCCAUGACCCUGACUGUGGACCAGAGCCGGCUGGUGGCUGAGCGGAUCACAGAGGACUACUAUGUUCACCUCAUUGCCGACAACCUGCCCGUGGCCACUCGGCUGGAGCUGUACUCCAACCGUGACAGUGAUGACAAGAAGAAGGAAAAAGAUGUGCAGUUUGAACAUGGCUACCGGCUCGGCUUCACCGAUGUCAACAAGAUCUACUUGCACAACCACCUCUCAUUCAUCCUUUAUUACCACCGGGAGGAUGUGGAAGAGGACCAAGAGCACACGUAUCGAGUCGUGCGCUUCGAGGUGAUUCCCCAGAGCAUCAGGCUGGAGGACCUCAAAAGAGAUGAGAAGAGUUCAUGUACCCUACCUGAGGGGACCAGCUCCUCGCCCCAGGAAAUUGACCCCACCAAGGAAAAUCAGCUCUACUUUACCUACUCUGUACACUGGGAGGAAAGUGACAUCAAGUGGGCCUCUCGAUGGGAUACUUACCUGACCAUGAGUGAUGUGCAGAUCCACUGGUUUUCCAUCAUUAACUCUGUCGUGGUGGUCUUCUUCCUGUCCGGCAUCCUGAGCAUGAUCAUCAUCCGGACCCUCCGGAAGGACAUCGCCAACUAUAACAAGGAGGAUGACAUUGAGGACACCAUGGAAGAGUCAGGGUGGAAGCUGGUGCAUGGUGAUGUCUUCCGGCCGCCCCAGUAUCCCAUGAUUCUCAGCUCCCUGCUGGGCUCAGGCAUUCAACUCUUCUGCAUGAUCCUCAUUGUCAUCUUUGUGGCCAUGCUCGGCAUGCUGUCCCCCUCCAGCCGGGGAGCUCUCAUGACCACGGCCUGCUUUCUUUUCAUGUUCAUGGGGGUGUUUGGUGGAUUUUCUGCUGGCCGUCUGUACCGCACUCUGAAAGGCCACCGGUGGAAGAAGGGAGCCUUCUGCACAGCAACAUUGUACCCUGGGGUGGUGUUUGGCAUCUGCUUCGUGUUGAAUUGCUUCAUCUGGGGCAAACACUCCUCGGGAGCGGUGCCCUUUCCCACCAUGGUGGCCCUGCUGUGCAUGUGGUUUGGGAUCUCCCUGCCCCUCGUCUACUUGGGCUACUACUUCGGCUUCCGUAAGCAACCGUAUGACAACCCCGUGCGCACCAACCAGAUUCCCCGGCAGAUUCCUGAACAGCGGUGGUACAUGAACCGAUUUGUGGGCAUCCUCAUGGCCGGGAUCCUGCCUUUUGGCGCCAUGUUCAUCGAGCUUUUCUUCAUCUUCAGCGCCAUCUGGGAGAAUCAGUUCUAUUAUCUCUUCGGUUUCCUGUUCCUCGUCUUCAUCAUCCUGGUGGUAUCCUGUUCCCAAAUCAGCAUCGUCAUGGUGUACUUCCAGCUGUGUGCAGAGGAUUACCGCUGGUGGUGGAGGAAUUUCCUAGUCUCCGGGGGAUCCGCGUUCUAUGUCCUGGUCUACGCCAUCUUUUACUUUGUUAACAAGCUGGACAUCGUGGAGUUCAUCCCCUCCCUGCUCUACUUUGGCUACACAGCUCUCAUGGUCCUGUCCUUCUGGCUCCUCACGGGCACCAUCGGCUUCUAUGCAGCCUACAUGUUCGUCCGCAAGAUCUACGCAGCUGUGAAGAUCGACUGAUGGACUGGGCGGACUGUGGCCAGGCCCACUCUGUCAUUGGACAGGAAAGUCACCUUGCGUGGGGACCUGCAGGAACGCAAAAUAAAGUAACUCCUGCUCGUUUGGAAUGUAACUCCUGGCACAUGUUCCUGGAUCCCGGGGCUGCUUGGGGGCGGGAGGACCUGUAGAUAAACUUUGCAUUUCUCUUCAUCACUUAAUUCCAGUUCUGUGGGCAAUGAGAGCUUUCUUCUGAGUUUUUUGUUUUUGUUUUCUUUUUUUUUUCCAGUUUUUUUAAUUCAGUGCUAAGAAAGCUCCUUCCAGCAGGAACUCCCUUACCUGUCCUUUCAGGUUUCUUUUUGGUUUGAGGUGGGUUUUUUUCCCUUUUUUUUUUUUCUUAACAAAUGGAUCCAG
Molecule: messenger RNA, 2302 nt
Organism: Elephantulus edwardii (Cape elephant shrew)
Lineage: Eukaryota; Metazoa; Chordata; Mammalia; Macroscelidea; Macroscelididae
Gene: TM9SF4
Product: transmembrane 9 superfamily protein member 4
Exons: 18
Coding region: 263-1912 (549 amino acids)
Biological process (GO): protein localization to membrane
Cellular component (GO): membrane
Source: RefSeq, a predicted model, not a curated record